CUGGGACACAGAGAUAGAGGAUCAGGUGCUGCCAAGUUUCCAGUCGUUUGAGCAGGCUGGCUUCUCUGCAAGACCGGAUGGCUCCAUGUCUGACUUCAGUCCAAGUGUGUGCUUAUUUGGUGCUGCUGAAAAAUGGAAUAGAAGUCAGCGUAUGCAGGAUAGUUUGGAAGGAUAUUCUAGGACUAGAGGUAUUAAAGGUGAACCACGAGGUGGAACUCAGUCUGAUGCUUUUCUUGGAGAUGCAGGUCCAAAGGUGACUUAUGUGCCCCCUCCUCCACCGGAUGAUGAACAAGCAAUCUUUGCACGAUACCGAACAGGAAUUAAUUUUGACAAAUAUGAUGAAAACAGUGUUGACGUUUCAGGACUUGACCCUCCAGCACCUUUACUGACUUUUGAAGAGGCUAAUUUCUGUCCAACUUUAAAUAGCAACAUUGCUAGAGCUGGAUACUACAAACUUACUCCAGUGCAAAAGUACAGUAUUCCUAUUGUACUGGCAGAACGGGAUUUGAUGGCAUGUGCCCAGACAGGGUCAGGGAAAACGGCAGCUUUUCUUGUACCAAUUGUGGCCCACAUGAUGAGAAAUGGUGUGACUACCACUAGCUUCAAAGAUCAGCAGGAACCGGAAUGUAUUAUUGUUGCCCCCACUAGAGAACUGAUAAAUCAAAUCUUCCUUGAGGCAAGGAAGUUUGUGUAUGGAACUUGUAUAAGGCCUGUUGUGAUCUAUGGAGGUACACAGACAGCCCAUUCAAUUCAUCAGGUAAUGAAAGGCUGUAAUAUACUGUGUGCCACACCAGGAAGGCUUCUAGACAUCAUUGGAAAAAAGAAGAUUGGUUUGCAUAAUAUAAAACAUUUGGUGCUAGAUGAAGCAGACCGUAUGCUUGAUAUGGGCUUUGGGUUAGAUAUGAAGAAGCUGAUUUCUAACCCAGACAUGCCAUCAAGAGACAAUCGUCAGACACUAAUGUUCAGUGCCACUUUUCCUGAAGAAGUUCAGAGGAUGGCUUGUGACUUUUUGAAACCAAAUUAUUUAUUUGUUGUUGUUGGACAUGUGGGCGGAGCUUGCAGUGAUAUUGAACAAAGUGUCCUUCAGGUUUCUCAGUAUUCGAAGAGGGAUAAACUGGUAGAAGUUCUACAGAGCAUAGGUAAUGAACGGACCAUGGUGUUUGUGGACAAAAAGAAAAAAGCAGACUUCAUUGCAGCCUUGCUUUGUCAAGAAAAAAUACCAGCCACAAGCAUCCAUGGAGAUAGAGAACAGAGAGAAAGAGAAAUGGCUCUUCAGGAUUUUCGUUCUGGAAAAUGUCCUGUUCUCGUGGCGACUUCAGUGGCUGCAAGAGGUCUGGAUAUAGAGAAUGUUCAACAUGUUAUUAAUUUCGAUCUUCCUUCCACCAUUGAAGAGUAUGUACACCGAAUUGGACGGACUGGUCGUUGUGGAAAUAUAGGCAGAGCAAUUUGCUUCUUUGAUUGCAGUUCAGAUGCCCAUCUUGCACAGUCUUUAGUUAAAGUGCUUUCAGAUGCGCAGCAGGAAGUUCCUGUUUGGUUGGAAGAAAUUUCUUUUGGUGGUGUACAAGGAGAAACAAGCUUUAUGUCAGUUAACAACAAAAAGAAAUACAGAGGUCAAGGCAACAUGAAUCCAGGAAGGAUGAACCUGUCAUAUUCUACAAAUGCCUUGGAGCCUGAGUCAUGGGAUUAAAUGUAAUACCAAACUAAAUGGUAUUCUGUUGUCCUUUAACU
Colius striatus (speckled mousebird) is the source of this 1728-nucleotide messenger RNA. It is a transcript of the gene DDX4, whose product is annotated as DEAD-box helicase 4. Gene Ontology annotation, biological process: cell differentiation; gamete generation. The coding region runs from base 86 to 1687 and encodes 533 amino acids. Gene Ontology annotation, cellular component: nucleus; P granule. The record is from RefSeq and is a predicted model, not a curated record. Gene Ontology annotation, molecular function: RNA binding; ATP binding; RNA helicase activity. The transcript is spliced from 14 exons. Lineage: Eukaryota; Metazoa; Chordata; Aves; Coliiformes; Coliidae.